Molecule: messenger RNA, 1692 nt
Organism: Scomber scombrus (Atlantic mackerel)
Lineage: Eukaryota; Metazoa; Chordata; Actinopteri; Scombriformes; Scombridae
Product: UDP-glucuronosyltransferase 2C1-like
Exons: 2
Coding region: 105-1688 (527 amino acids)
Molecular function (GO): UDP-glycosyltransferase activity
Source: RefSeq, a predicted model, not a curated record
GGCAGAGUCAGAAAUCCCAAUCUCAGUAACACAGAAGCAGCACGAAACAGUUGACUACCGCCUUGACUUGAUUUCUCCGUGUGGACAAACCCAACAGCAGCACAAUGCGGCUCAUCUGCUGCUGCGUUGCUUUGCUGCUGCUCAUGUUCAUACCCAAUCCGUGUCAAGGAGGCAACAUCUUGGUCUUUCCUGCUGAGGGCAGCCACUGGAUAAACAUGGAUAUUCUAAUCCAAGCUUUGCACUCCAAAGGACACAAUAUAACCAUCGUGCGUUCCAGUAAAAGCUGGUACAUCAAGGAUAAGUCUUCUUAUUACAAUACCUUCACAGUUCAAGUUGAGAGGAGCUUAGAUCAAACAUUUAUUUCAAAACUGGUAUCUGACGUCCUAAAAUUUGAAAGGGGGGCGCUUCCUUUGACGAGUUUUCUCCACACGAGUGUAGGAAUGAUUGGCACAUUUGUUGACGCUCACAAAUUGGUGGGUGAAUAUGUAUCUGCAAUGUUAGAUGAUCAAGAAUUGAUGAGAAACAUGAAGGAUAGCAAGUUUGAUCUUGUACUCACUGACCCCUGCUGGGGUGGUGGAGUCAUAUUAGCCAAAUAUUUGAACCUUCCUUUGGUUUAUAAUGUUCGCUGGCUAAUAGCUGGAGAAGGUCAUUUUUCUAUUGCUCCUUCACCUCUGUCAUAUAUUCCUAUUACAGGAUCUGGUUACACUGAUAAGAUGAUGUUUUUGGAGAGAGUUAAAAACAUGGUUAUGUAUCUAAUAACCCAAAUGCGACAUACUAUAGUGAUUAAGCAGGUAUACCAGAAAAUGUGUGACAAAUAUCUUGGGCCAGAUAAUGACUAUCAUCAGUUAAAUAUUGACGCGGAUCUGUGGCUCAUGAGAGUGGAUUUUGUAUUUGAAUAUCCUCGUCCCACCAUGCCUAAUAUUAUCUAUAUGGGAGGGUUCCAGUGUAAACCUGCAAAACAUCUGCCUCAACACCUGGAGGAGUUUGUCCAGAGUUCAGGGGAACAUGGAGUCAUCAUAAUGUCUCUGGGGACUUUUGUAAAUGAUCUUCCUGCGGACCUAGCAAACAACAUAGCUGCAGCUUUUGCCACAUUACCUCAGAAAGUUAUCUGGAGUUAUAAAGGUGACAGACCAGCUGCUCUGGGCAACAACACUAUAGUAGUUGACUGGAUGCCACAGAAUGACCUUUUAGGACAUCCCAAAACUAAACUUUUUGUGGCUCAUGGAGGAACAAAUGGUGUUCAAGAAGCAAUUUAUCAUGGAGUGCCAGUUGUGGGCAUACCACUGUUGUUUGACCAAUAUGACAACCUGCUGCGUCUGAAAGACAGGGGAGCAGCUAAGAUUCUAUCCAUUAGCACAGUGGACAAAGACAACAACUUCCUGAAUGCCAUACAGGAAGUACUGAAUGAGCCCUCCUACAGGAUUAACAUGCAGAGACUCUCCAGGCUGCACAGAGAUCAGCCAAUGAAGCCACUCGAUACUGCCAUCUUUUGGAUAGAGUUUGUCAUGAGACACAAAGGAGCAGCUCACUUGAAAGCACAGUCCUACAGACUGCCCUGGUAUUCCUACCACUCUGUAGAUGUGUUUUUGUUCAUGGCUGUAGCUAUGCUUCUUGUUCUUUCAACAAUUUUUAUCUUGAUUAGGUGUCUAUACACUGCAAUGUGCAAACAAAAAGUGAAAAGCGAGUAAUCAU